Messenger RNA from Hemibagrus wyckioides, 1164 nucleotides. Its product is annotated as matrix-remodeling-associated protein 7-like. Lineage: Eukaryota; Metazoa; Chordata; Actinopteri; Siluriformes; Bagridae. The record is from RefSeq and is a predicted model, not a curated record. The coding region runs from base 291 to 833 and encodes 180 amino acids. The transcript is spliced from 4 exons.
AAUGAUGCACACAAACUCCCGUUUGGGAUUUAGGAUUUGAUCCCGGGGCUACACUUCGCGUGUUUUUAUUAUAGGUAGCGGAUUGAGCAAAAUAAAGCAUGCACGAUCACUAAUCUUACCGUUUUCUAUUGACACAGACAAGCCUAUAGGCUUCCAAAAUCCCAUAUUUGCAAUCUGUAGGCUUUAACAAUUCAUCAGUGCUGGGCUGAAAACAAAAACAAAGCAAAGAAUAAGCUCGAGACAAACCUAAGCAGCUCCUCAAGCUGUUAAAAGUUUAUUAGGGGAAAUUGAUGGACAUCUCCAUGGACGCGUGGGUCAUCUUGCUUUCUGUCGCUUUCACGAUCCUCGCUGGUUUUCUUUCAGCUGUUUUAUUUGGAAGAAAACAAUCUGACACAAGCCCAGCAGAGGCGUUUCCACCCUGGACAGAGCGAGAGGAGAGCACGAGCUGCCCCAAGGAAGCACCCCCUGGACUCGCUGAAUCCGAAUCUAAAUCUGAAUGUCCAGCACAGACGACCGAAGACCUGACAGAUGAGCCAUGCGCAUCGAACCAGCAAGAGAGUGUCGGGGAUGAGUGUGAGCAAGCCGAGUCCGAGAAUGAUGAGUCUUCAGUAAACUGGAAGGAUAAUCAGGAUCAGGCUCUAAAGUACAUGCCUGGUAUGUUGCGGACGAGCCAGCUCGAGAAGAUGAUGAGUAAAGAAGAGCUGGAGGAAGAACAGAGGGUUCAGCAGGAGCAGCUGGCUGCAAUCUUCAGGCUGCUCAAAGAAAACCAGGACACAUUUGGGGAGGUGACGGAGAAAGACAUGGAGGAACAGCUUAAGCUUUACUCCAUCUAAACAGAACUGCACCUGCCGUUACACUGCUCGGACAUCACGGACGUGGAACGUUAUCACUAAUACUUACUGUUAAUGCUUUUCACAAGUGAAGUGAAGUGAACUGAAGGAUGUGAGGAAAAAAUGUAUUUAAAUAAGGUCAAUGUGUUUUAGACGUAACUGCACACAAUUCAGACAGUAAAACAUUGUAGUAAAAUAUCACUCUAUCUCGUUUUGUCUCUGUCUCUCUAGACGUAGCAAUUAUCUUCAUAUAAUUAUCUUCAUUGUGUGUGUGUGUGUAUCAAUCAGCCAUGACAUUAAACCCAAUGAGAAGUAAAGCAAAUAAGACAAAUUA